Messenger RNA from Morchella importuna, 429 nucleotides. RefSeq lists its product as uncharacterized. Gene Ontology annotation, cellular component: cytoplasm; Atg12-Atg5-Atg16 complex; phagophore assembly site membrane. The record is from RefSeq and is a predicted model, not a curated record. Gene Ontology annotation, biological process: autophagy of mitochondrion; nucleophagy; autophagosome assembly. Bases 1 to 429 code for a protein of 142 amino acids. NCBI's taxonomy places the organism in Eukaryota, Fungi, Ascomycota, Pezizomycetes, Pezizales, Morchellaceae. The transcript is spliced from 3 exons.
AUGGCGAGCCCCAGCCCUGGCCCGGAAGACCUAUCAGCACCACCAAAGAUUCCAGAAGAGGAUGCUGGCGACCUUCCUGUUGCGCUUUCUGCAUCCUUGGUCCUGACCUCGCUCCCACGAGAUGGAAGGAUGGCUCUCGAUAAGGCGCUAAGCCCUAAGCCCACGAAAGUCUCUAUUCGCUUUAAGGCUAUUGGCUCGGUCCCCAUCCUGAACAAAGAUGUCUACAAGAUCAAGACCAACCAGCGAUUCGAGAAUGUUGUCAAAUUUCUUAGAGAUAACCUAGGUAUCCCUGCCAGCGAGUCAAUAUUCACGUACAUCAACGCUACGUUUGCGCCGGCCCUAGACGAAAACGUUGGGAAUUUGUACAACUCUUUCAAGGUUGACGAUCAGCUGAUUGUUUCAUAUUGUAGAACAGCGGCUUUUGGAUAA